UCUCAUGAGAGCAUCCAGACACACACACACAGCUAGCGGUGAUGAUUCCCUUUGGUUUUGAAGUGGGCCGGCUUGUUGUGCAAACACUGGAUGCUGAGUAAACUGAGUGGCUGUGCGGAGGGUGCUUUCCAGCUGCGAUCCACGCCUUCGAGCGGAAGGAAUGGGCUGUGGAGGUAGCCGUGCUGAUACCAUCGAGCCCAGGUACUACGAGAGUUGGACGAGGGAAACCGAGUCAACGUGGCUGACUAACACCGACACAGAGGCUCCUCUGCCGGGCAUUGCCAACGGCUGCAGCAGCCUGACUAGUGAGCCCAGUGCUCUAGAGAAAGGCGCGGAGCAUGUGUAUUCCAAUACUCUAGAAGGAGGAAUCCAAACCCAGACCCAUGUGACUGUGUCUUCUAAUGUACAUGAAAAAGUGAGCACUGAUAAAAAGACAUCAACUGUUGGGACAAAUACACAGAUUGGAAAACAACACCUAACACAAGGCCCACCAACUAUGAAACAGAAAAGACGGUUAUUCAGAACAGAAGAGAAGAAAAAAUGGGAUUCCAACAAGAUGCCAGCAAAAGAAGUCAGCAUUCGUGUCACAAAAAGUAUCUGUUCGGUUGAGUCAGAUGAAAAAAAAGGACAACUGCAUGAAAUAAAGGAAAACAAUUAACCCAGGAGCUUACGGGGCACAGAGAUCAAUACUGUGCUCUCUACAAUAGAUCCAUUGCCUCAGAAAAAGACUAGCAACAAUGAAACACUGAAAAAU
This is a messenger RNA of Hemiscyllium ocellatum (epaulette shark), 754 nucleotides long. Its product is annotated as brain and acute leukemia cytoplasmic protein-like. Gene Ontology annotation, cellular component: cytoplasm. The record is from RefSeq and is a predicted model, not a curated record. Bases 161 to 658 code for a protein of 165 amino acids. Lineage: Eukaryota; Metazoa; Chordata; Chondrichthyes; Orectolobiformes; Hemiscylliidae. The transcript is spliced from 3 exons.